Molecule: messenger RNA, 6254 nt
Organism: Dromiciops gliroides (monito del monte)
Lineage: Eukaryota; Metazoa; Chordata; Mammalia; Microbiotheria; Microbiotheriidae
Gene: SOS1
Product: SOS Ras/Rac guanine nucleotide exchange factor 1
Biological process (GO): Ras protein signal transduction; positive regulation of GTPase activity
Cellular component (GO): plasma membrane
Molecular function (GO): guanyl-nucleotide exchange factor activity; protein heterodimerization activity
Source: RefSeq, a predicted model, not a curated record
CUCGCCUUGCCCUCCGUCGGGGCCAGGCGUGAGAGCACGGCCUCCUCCUCCUCCUCUUCCUUGUCCUCGUCCUCCCCGCCCCCUGGCGCCCCACUCGGCUGCCGCCGCCCCCCGGAGGAGCCCCCGGGGCACCAUGCAGGCGCUGCAGCUGCAGUACGAGUUCUUCAGCGAGGAGAACGCGCCCAAGUGGAGGGGGCUGCUGGUGACGGCCUUGAAAAAGGUCCAGAUGCAAGUCCAUCCUACACUUGCAUCAAAUGAGGAUGCUCUCCAGUAUGUUGAAGAGUUAAUUCUACAGCUGUUAAGUAUGCUGUGCCAAGCUCAACCCCGAAGUGUUUUAGAUGUUGAGGAUCGUGUACAAAAAAGCUUUCCUCAUCCAAUUGAUAAGUGGGCAAUAGCUGAUGCUCAGUCUGCUAAUGAAAAGAGGAAGCGAAGAAAUCCAUUGUCUCUCCCAGUAGAAAAAAUUCACCCUUUGUUAAAGGAAGUUCUAGGGUAUAAAAUUGACCACCAGGUUUCUGUUUACAUAGUAGCAGUAUUAGAAUACAUUUCUGCAGAUAUUUUAAAGCUGGUUGGAAAUUACGUGAGGAAUAUACGACAUUAUGAAAUUACAAAACAGGACAUUAAAGUAGCAAUGUGUGCUGAUAAGGUAUUGAUGGAUAUGUUCCAUCAAGAUGUAGAAGAUAUAAAUAUAUUAUCUUUAACUGAUGAAGAACCUUCCACUUCAGGGGAACAAACAUACUAUGACCUGGUAAAGGCAUUUAUGGCUGAAGUUCGACAAUACAUAAGGGAACUUAAUCUCAUUAUUAAAGUUUUUAGAGAGCCAUUUGUCUCCAAUUCAAAAUUAUUUUCUUCUCACGAUGUAGAAAAUAUAUUUAGUCGUAUAGCAGAUGUUCAUGAACUCAGUGUGAAAUUAUUGGGUCAUAUAGAAGACACUGUAGAAAUGACAGAUGAAGGCAGUCCCCAUCCAUUAGUUGGUAGCUGCUUUGAAGACUUAGCAGAGGAAUUGGCAUUUGAUCCGUAUGAAUCAUAUGCUCAAGACAUAUUGCGGCCUGGUUUUCACGACCACUUUCUUAGUCAGUUAUCUAAGCCCGGGGCAGCCCUCUAUUUGCAGUCAAUAGGUGAAGGUUUCAAAGAAGCCGUUCAGUAUGUUUUACCCAGGCUACUUCUAGCUCCAGUGUAUCACUGUCUACAUUACUUUGAACUUUUAAAGCAGUUAGAAGAAAAGAGUGAAGACCAAGAAGACAAAGAAUGUUUGAAACAAGCAAUAACGGCUUUGCUUAACCUUCAGAGCAGUAUGGAAAGAAUAUGUUCCAAGAGUCUUGCAAAGCGGAGACUGAGUGAAUCUGCAUGUCGAUUUUAUAGCCAACAGAUGAAGGGGAAACAACUAGCAAUAAAGAAAAUGAAUGAGAUUCAGAAGAACAUCGAUGGCUGGGAGGGAAAAGACAUUGGACAGUGUUGCAAUGAGUUUAUCAUGGAAGGAACCCUCACACGUGUAGGUGCCAAACAUGAGAGACACAUAUUUCUCUUUGAUGGCCUAAUGAUUUGCUGUAAAUCAAAUCAUGGUCAGCCAAGACUUCCUGGUGCUAGCAAUGCUGAGUAUCGUCUCAAAGAGAAGUUUUUUAUGCGCAAGGUACAAAUCAAUGAUAAAGAUGACACUAACGAAUACAAACAUGCCUUUGAAAUAAUCUUAAAAGAUGAAAAUAGUGUUAUAUUUUCUGCCAAGUCAGCUGAGGAGAAAAACAACUGGAUGGCAGCACUGAUAUCAUUACAGUAUCGCAGUACCCUGGAAAGGAUGCUGGAUGUAACGAUGUUGCAGGAGGAGAAGGAGGAGCAGAUGAGGCUUCCGAGUUCUGAUUUGUAUAGAUUUGCAGAACCAGACUCUGAAGAAAACAUUGUGUUUGAAGAAAACAUGCAACCCAAGUCUGGAAUUCCAAUCAUCAAAGCCGGAACCGUUAUCAAACUUAUAGAGCGCCUCACCUACCAUAUGUAUGCUGAUCCCAAUUUUGUUCGGACAUUUCUUACAACAUAUAGAUCUUUCUGCAAGCCUCAAGAGCUACUGAGUCUUCUAAUAGAGAGGUUUGAAAUUCCAGAGCCUGAGCCAACAGAAGCUGAUAGAAUAGCUAUGGAGAAUGGAGAUCAACCCCUGAGUGUAGAACUAAAACGAUUUAGAAAAGAAUAUAUACAACCUGUACAACUUCGAGUAUUAAAUGUAUGUCGGCAUUGGGUAGAACACCACUUCUAUGAUUUUGAAAGAGAUCCAGAUCUUUUGCAACGACUGGAAGAAUUUAUUGGAACAGUGAGGGGUAAAGCAAUGAAAAAAUGGGUUGAAUCUAUCACUAAAAUCAUCCAGCGGAAAAAAAUGGCAAGAGACAAUGGACCAGGACAUAAUAUUACAUUUGAAAGUUCACCUCCUGCAGUUGAGUGGCAUAUAAGCAGGCCUGGACACACAGAGACUUUUGACCUACUCACCUUGCACCCAAUAGAAAUUGCUCGACAGCUCACUUUACUUGAAUCAGAUCUCUACCGAGCUGUACAGCCAUCAGAAUUAGUUGGAAGUGUGUGGACAAAAGAAGACAAAGAAAUUAAUUCUCCUAACCUUCUGAAAAUGAUCCGCCACACAACUAAUCUUACUUUGUGGUUUGAAAAGUGUAUUGUAGAAGCAGAAAACCUAGAAGAAAGAGUAGCUGUGGUGAGUCGAAUAAUUGAGAUUCUUCAAGUCUUUCAAGAACUGAACAACUUUAAUGGUGUACUUGAGGUUGUCAGUGCCAUGAAUUCAUCACCUGUUUAUAGACUGGACCACACAUUUGAGCAAAUUCCAAGUCGCCAAAAGAAAAUUUUAGAGGAAGCUCAUGAACUGAGUGAAGAUCACUAAAAAUACUUGGCAAAACUCAGGUCUAAUACACCAUGUGUGCCUUUCUUUGGGAUUUAUUUGACAAAUAUCUUGAAAACAGAAGAGGGCAAUCCUGAGGUUUUGAAAAGACAUGGAAAAGAACUAUAUAACUUUAGCAAAAGGAGAAAAGUGGCAGAAAUAAGAGAAAUACAGCAGUACCAAAAUCAGCCAUAUUGUUUGCGAGUAGAAUCUGAUAUCAAAAGAUUCUUUGAAAAUUUGAAUCCAAUGGGAAAUAGCAUGGAAAAAGAAUUCACAGAUUAUCUUUUCAACAAAUCACUGGAAAUUGAACCAAGAAACCCUAAGCCUCUACCAAGAUUUGCUAGUCAUUAUCUCUAUAAUUCAACCUUUCUACCCUUCAUCUCUGAUCUGUCAUUAUCAAUCCAAUCCAAAAAAUAUAAUUAUCCCCUCAUGUCUCCUGGUGUUCGUCUCAAUCCAAGACCAGGUACAAUGAGACACCCCACACCACUGCAACAGGAGCCAAGGAAGAUUAGUUACAGUCGGAUCCCUGGUGAAACAGAGAGUACAGCAUCUGCACCUAAUUCUCCACGAACAUUAACGCCUCCCCUGCCUCUGGUGCUUCCCAGUACCACCGACGUGUGCAGUGUAUUUGAUUCUGAUCACUCAAGCCCUUUUCACUCAAGCAGCGAUACCAUCUUUAUCCAAGUUACACUGCCCCAUGGCCCAAGAUCUGCUUCAGUAUCCUCGAUAAAUUUAACCAAGAGCACUGAUGAAAUGCCCAUCCCCCCACCUGUGCCCCCAAGAAGACGACCAGAAUCUGCUCCAGCAGAAUCUUCUCCCUCUAAGAUUAUGUCCAAACAUUUGGAUAGUCCUCCAGCAAUUCCUCCUCGGCAACCCACGUCAAAAGUCUAUUCACCACGUUACUCCGACCGGACCUCGAUAUCAGACCCUCCAGAAAGCCCUCCCCUUUUACCACCACGAGAACCUGUGAGGACACCUGAUGUUUUCUCCAGCUCACCACUACAUCUCCAGCCACCCCCUUUGGGCAAAAAAAGUGAACAUGGCAAUACUUUCUUCCCAAACAGCCCCUCCCCUUUUACACCACCCCCUCCUCAAACACCUUCUCCUCAUGGCACAAGGAGGCAUCUGCCAUCACCACCAUUAACACAACAAGACGUGGACCUUCAUUCCAUCCCUGGGCCACCUGUUCCUCCACGACAAAGCACUUCUCAACACAUCCCAAAACUUCCUCCAAAAACGUACAAAAGGGAGCACACACACCCAUCCAUGCAUAGAGAUGGACCACCUUUGCUGGAGAAUGCCCAUUCCUCCUGAGUUCUCUUGUGCUGGGAUAAACAUUUUCCUGGCUCAAAGUCCAUUGCUGGCGAUGGAUGCACUGAACCUGCCAGCACUGAGGAGUUUAAACAUGUACUCCAAACACUAAAUACUCUACUUUAAAAUGCAGUAUCCAGUGAAUCGUAAGCCUGAUAUGUAGUAUAAAAAGAAUUGGAUUUUCCUGUUUGGAAUGCAGAAAAACUGGUGUGGAGUAAUUGGACAACUGAUUGCACCUAGAAAUGGGAUAAAGGGACUUUUCUAGCCAAUAGGCAGGAGUUGUGUUCGUGUAUUGGUCUUUAUCAACAAAAGGAUAGAAAGUGUAGUCUGGUGUCCAGCAGGCCCAUAGGGUAACAGUUUUUGUAACUCAAACAUUAUGCACUUUUUUUAAAAAUCUUAAACAGGGAUCUUUUUAUCCUUCUUCAUUUCCCUUUGCUUUAUUCUCCCUAUUUUAGAAUACGUUCUUGAAAACCAUUAAGAGGACUGUGAGGAAGAUCUGUGGUACCUAACCUUGUUUAGAACCAAGGCAGAGCACUGUACUGCAGUCCUGUUUACAGAUUCUAAGGGAGAGUCAGUAACUAAGGUGAAUUUAUGUUUUCCACUCAUAUAUGUGUCCUUUAUGCACUCACUGAAGCAUAGCUGAACAAAGAGUCCGACCAUCUUCAGAAUAGCAACACUACCCCAAUAUGCACUCAUACCCAGUCCUAUUGCACUGCAAUUCAGUAGCAGAAUGUUGCUCACUUUUUACUGUCAACAAAAGUGAAAGCAAGUAAAGUGUACUGUAGACCAUAUGGGCAGAGUUUUGUCUUUUUUAGAAAGCAUGCAAUUAAUGGGAGACUUUUCCAAACUGUGAGUAUAGGAUUGCAUCCCCAAGAGCAGAAAAGCAAAAAAGCAGGUAAUAGGAGCAGCUAAAUCUCCACUGACAGAAGAAUUUUAAGCCUGUACAUUUUCUGAAGAGGUGGAGAUAGAGUACCAGGGCAGGUGCUUUCUGCUGUGAACUUCAUGGUGCUAUGAAGUCAGCAGUUUGGGCUCAAAAGCCUGGUUCUUUAACAAGCAUUUUUCAGCAACAAGAUGAUAACUAGCCCACAUGUCACCAAAGCAACAUUAGAAUGCAGCUGGGAAUGGAAAUAGGAGCCAUAUCUGACAUCCAGACCUGUUUUUGUACUUUCUGGUUUAUAUUUUUCACUUUGGGGCCACUUAAAAGUGCAGUAAUUGGGGAGGUCACAUGUUCAGUGAUGUUAUAGAUGGUCACAACAAAGUCUGUCAUUGGCUGUACUCCUUACCAAACACCACCUUCUGGUAGAAUAAAAGUUGGCAGGCAUUGGAAUAAAUAUGAGGUGAUUUAUACUAUAAAAGCAUGUGUUUGUGUUUCUAGAACAAACUGUUGUUAUGCUUAAAUCACCCUAUUUAUUGACUCUCCCUCAUACAGUGAUUAGCAUGGGUACCUGGGCUUCACCAAAGAGGUACUUUUUUUUCUCUUUUAAAGAAUAAUGAUAGUGCCAGUCCACAAAGGAUUUUUUUUUGGUUAUUUUAUUUUGGUUUUGGUUUUUGUUGUGUUGUUUUUGUUGGGCUUUUUGUUUGUUGUUUUGUUUUAUUUUGCCAGAAAGCAUAAUAGGGUAUUAAUUGCCUUCUUCACAUGAGGAACAAUGAAAGUCUUAUGUCAUUAAAUGACAGUAGAAAUGGAAAAAAAAAUAAUGCUAUUGUCAAUUAAAGAUACUACUUACUUUUAGGAGACUCUUAAUUUACGCUAGUUUGUCACCUUCCCUGGGGGGGGGGGGCCGUCUCUUUUCUCUCUUCUCUCCUCUUUCCACCCCACCCCCCCAAGUUUUAGUGAUAAUCCAUUUCAUGGCUCAUGGCUGUACUGCUCUUAAUGAAGCCAUGGAAAUAUAGGCACUCAAUGUGAAAAAGGAACAUUUCUGGGCAUCAGUGACAAGUGUCAUGUUUGAUUAACAGCUGAGUAAUCGGCAUAUCGAAAUUACCUUGCAGUUGCUUCAAUCAUAUGUAUAUAGUGAAUGUUACAUAAAUAUACUUGGCAGGUUCAUUUUAAUUUAAUGGAAAUAAAGAUGCACAUAUUUCA